GCGAACUACUCCACAUGGCUGCCUCCAUCACGUGACCACACGUGCUUUUCUCUAGGCUGCUCGUCAGGAUGGUGAACGUAAUGAAAGGGAUUUUAGUGGAAUGUGAUCCUUCGAUGAGGCAGUUUCUCCUACAUCUGGACGAAAAGUUGGCUUUGGGAAAGAAGUUUAUCAUUCAGGACCUGGACGAUACCCAUCUGUUCAUUUCGGCGGACAUUAUCGAGGAACUGAAAGCCAAAAUCGACGAUCUCAUGGAUCGAAUCAGUUUUCCCCUUGCUGAGAAAGCCUUUUAACUGCAUAGAGGAUGUCGAAGACGAAAUCAGGAGAUGUGAUGUUUGGCCAGGUUGUCAUUGGGCCUCCUGGAAGCGGAAAGACGACAUACUGCAAGGCCAUGAAAGAUUUCCUGGAGAAGCUAGGUCGAAAAGUCACAGUUGUGAAUUAUGAUCCAGCCAAUGACCAGGUGCCGUAUGAGGCAGGGAUCUCAAUAUCAGAGUUGGUGACUGUGGAGGAUGUGAUGGAGAAUCUUCACCUUGGUCCCAAUGGAGGGCUUGUCUAUGCCAUGGAUUAUGCUGAGAUGAAUUCUGAUUGGCUUUUGGAGAAGCUGAAUUCCUUCCCAGGCCACUACUUUCUCUUUGACUUCCCUGGCCAGGUGGAGCUCUACACACAUCAGGAUUCAGUCAAGAAGCUCCUUCGCAAGUUGGAGAAAGCUGAAGUUCGCCUCUGUGCUGUUCAUCUUGUCGAUUCACACUACUGUUCUGAUGCAGGGAAGUUUAUUGCUGUGCUCCUCACUUCCCUGUCCACAAUGCUUCAACUGGAACUUCCCCAUGUGAAUGUCCUGUCCAAAGUUGCCCUUGCUGAGAAGUAUGGGAGGCUCCAGUUCAACCUGGACUUUUACACUGAUGUCCUAGAUCUCCAGUAUCUACUAGAAUGCCUCCAGGAUGACCCUUUUGUGCACAAAUACAGCCAGUUGAAUGCUGCUCUGGUGGAUCUGAUAGAGAACUACAGCUUAGUCUCUUUUCUCCCAAUGGAUGUGAGUGACAUCGAGAGUCUGGUGAAAGUGCGUGCCGCUGUUGACAAGGCCAAUGGAUAUGUGUUCCAUUCUGCUGAAGAGCAGAACAUUCAAAGUCUGCUCUCCUGUGCCAUGAGUUCCGAAUUCGAGCAUGAACGCACCGGCAUCAUUAGUGAGAAGUUCCUCAGUGAUGACCAUAACUUGUGAUGCUGUGAAUAAAUUCCAUUCCUCAAUUGCAU
Darwinula stevensoni is the source of this 1245-nucleotide messenger RNA. NCBI's taxonomy places the organism in Eukaryota, Metazoa, Arthropoda, Ostracoda, Podocopida, Darwinulidae. The record is from the annotation of a GenBank genome assembly.